This is a messenger RNA of Exophiala mesophila, 3904 nucleotides long. RefSeq lists its product as uncharacterized. The coding region runs from base 162 to 3497 and encodes 1111 amino acids. The record is from RefSeq and is a predicted model, not a curated record. The transcript has 4 exons. NCBI's taxonomy places the organism in Eukaryota, Fungi, Ascomycota, Eurotiomycetes, Chaetothyriales, Herpotrichiellaceae.
CUUCAUUCAAUCUUACCUUGCAACUUUGCCUUCCGUAGGAGCGUUUCGAAUUCUCGUCCAAAUUGCAAGACUGCGCUUCCAAAUGAUUACACCCUAGCGUACCCUCAUCUGAGAGAGCUCUAUUUCUACGCGCGUCCCCUCCAUCACCUUUUGCCAUCAAGAUGGCGGCAAGAGCCACUGCCGUCGGUUCCCCAGCGUGGAUCGCUGCUGAAAAGGAAAAUGCUCUAGACGCCCUUCACAAAGAGAAGGAAGAGGUCAUAUUCCCUGCUCAGCACCAAAUAGAAUGGUUGAAUGAGCACAUGAAUGAGAUCUUCUCUCAGUCCAACCUCGACAUCGGCAAUGUUUUCAAAACCCCUGGCAAGCUCCGUGGCAAGACACCUCGGACCGCCAGAAAGCGCAAUCUACCAGAUGCUCGCAUACCACUUAGCGACCUGUUUUCCUCCAAACCUAUCCCUCAGUACAGCCCACAUAGAUCUCCCAGUCCGAAGAAGCCUCAUUUCACCGUGGCUCUGGAUCCUCUUGUCCAGGCUCAAACCGCGUUCAAAUCUCAGACAGAUUCUGGUUAUCAAGGAUCGAGCCAAAGCACCGACUCAUUCACCCAACAAUUACAUUGGACAUCCAACCCUCCCGAACAAACACCAACUUCGAAUCUAGCCGACGUGGUUCUUCAAGAUGACAUAGCUGAAAGUCAUGAGCUUCGUACUACUGAAGGCUCAUUCCAUUCCGCAAAGGAAGACCAGACAACCAAAGUCUUGACGACAGAGUCAGGACGCAAAGACUCCAUUCCUACACAAGAGCAAAGUCAAGAAUCUGUGUCUGGUCCACAGCAGACCGUAGACACUCAGCAAGAUUUUGAUGACGAGCUUGGUUCGCCAUCUGACGAGUCUACCCCGGACCGCCCUCUAGUACGAAAAAGCAGUUUGACUUUUGCCGCCCUUCCGGCGCGUGAGCCGAUGAAGACCAGUAUCGGCGCCAGGAUAUCGCGAACAAGUCACCUCGAUGCCUCGAGAUCUGGCCACAAUCACCCAUAUAAUUUGAAACAAAGCCUUCCUGUCACACAAGAUGAUCAGGAUACAACGAUGCGAGACGAUGAGGAUGACGAAAAUGUGGAAGUCCUGGGCUAUGACGAAUCUGAUGAGGAGAACGAAGAGGCCAAAGCCCAGUCAAAAUCCUCCACCCAACGACUACACGAGAAGAUUGAUAUGCUCGGCAAAGCGCCCGCACCUCGCCCGUCAAAGUCGAUCCCUUCUGGUCUUACUAACAGCAAGAUGUCAGAAGCGGCGGAUUCGGCAUAUGGAAGCCUCAAAAACAAGUACGCGAUGACUGACGAUGACGAUGAUUGGAUUAAGCCUCUGACUUCGCAAAAUCCGAUUUCGUCGCCAGCUAAGAGCACGGCUACUCGAGAGGAAAUCGACUCAGAUUCGGAGGACGAAUUUGACCUUCGUGCUCCUGAAUUGAUUGCACAUGAAGAACGAAUGCGUACACCGGCGGGAAUGUCUCCGAGCCCUGGCAGAAUACGCCCGGGUUAUGGGCAUGUCAAAUCUGCAUCCACGGCGACGUUGGCUUCUCCCGCCAAAGCUUCCAUGGCGCCUCCGGCAAGCCCAGCCAAAUCUAUUUCCGUAUCAAACCCAACUCAUCAGCCUACAACUACUCCCCAAGGAUCCCCUCGUCGGUAUAUGGACCUCAGUGCCUCAAAGUCAAGGCUACAGUCGAUUAUGAAGACUGCCAAGGGUCUUUUUACGACAAGUGCGAGUGUUUCUGCAGCCGCUAAACUGGAGACGCUAUCUCCAAAUGCCAUCAAAGUGGCGGCAUCUGCCAUGCCUGGCAUGUAUCCCAACCUGAAUGGCUUGCUUGACAGCAAGCCCUUGCCUCCACAGCCGAUCGAGCCAAGGCGAACUCGAGGUUCCUUGGAACGAGAGAAGAAGGAGCAGCGCGCUGAGCGGGAGGCAGAACUCAGACAACGGAUGGAUGAUCGACUGGAAAAGGCAAGAGACAACGAGCGGAAAAAGGCAGCAGAUCAGAAGCUAGCUCAGGACAAAAUUGCACCGUCAAAGGCGACGGAACAACCUGCGCAGUCGAGUCCGAAACGGGCAGGCGAAGAUCAGACACACCAAGAGACUUUGGAGCCAUCAACCCAAGGGCUCAAGUCAGGUCGACCGAUAAGGCCGGUUCGAGACCCGCCAGUAAAUAAAGCCAAACCUGCACCUGUCUCUAUUCGUGUAGGGACAUUGUCGCAGAGGAUGCCUAUUUCUGGAGCCCCGAGCAACCAGGAAAGCCUACCUGUGGAGCCUAAGCGGCCGGGUCUGGCGAAGAAAGCGAGCACUACAUCGCUGCAGUCUGCCACCGCCACUGGUUUCAAAACUUCUGUUCACGGGCAGCCACCGAAGCCACGGGCGCUGCUUGCUGCAGAGCGGAAGAAGGAGCAGGAUGAACGCGAGGCACAGCGAAAGCUCGAGGCCAAGCGUGAGCUCGAACGAAAGCGGGCAGCGCAGCAAGAACAAGCGCGCAAAGAAGAACAGAGGCAGCGGAUGGAGGCAGAGAAGAAGGAGCGCGAGAGGGUGGCGGCAGAACAGGCCAAAAGGCAAGCCCAACAACAGGCGAUCGAAAGAAAACGACAGGAGGCUGCUCGCAAAGCCGAGCAGCAACGAGCGGAACGUGAAGCUGCAUCCUCGAGACCAGCUUCGCGCUUGGGAACUCAAGCAGGCAAUCGUUCAUUGAUCAACCACCCACUUCCCACGAAUCCUGUCAAGCCGGCCAAACGACCGUUGGAGGAGGAGGCUGGAGCGGCACGUGUGCCCAACAAGGGCGAGAACGGCAAGAGACGAAAGACAGAAGAGGACAGCAUGGUGGAAAAUGCUCCUCGGCCUGUUGUCUCUGGGGCACCCAUUCGUCAGUCCCAAUUAGGAAAGAAAGCAUCAAUCUUCAACCAUGGAACUUACGGACCAGCUCCAACAACCAGCCACAUGGGACAAUUUCCACAACCACCAACGCGAGCUGCGCCGCCUCAGAUGCAACAAUUUGGAACUGGAGCCAAGAUUCCAUUUGCAGAUGCAGCAAAUCCACCAGUCCCCGUCAAGACGCCGAUCGCCAUGAUGCAGCAGAAGACCAUUCAUACAGUCAAGUCAUCACCACAGUAUGUCAAUGGAGAAGCGAUCCAUCUGCCAGAGAUCCCGACCGACUCGGAGGAUGAGGAUUCGGAUGAUGAUGGAAACGCAUUCCCGAUUCCCGACUGGGCUACUCCUGGGCAUUUGACAGAGCAGUUGAUUCGGCAAGAGGCCAUGGAUGGAGACGCAGUCUUUGGACCAAUUGGACCUCUGAAGAUGGAGGAGAUCUUUGCCAAGGGUAACAAGGAGAGACUGAAGCGACUCCGAGAUCGAACAAGCAGCGCCAACUGGGCGAUGAGCGGGGAUGGGCUUACGCUCGAGGAAGUACGAGCUGAUCGAGAACAGCGAGAGCGGAUGCGGCGGGAAGGUGGCUGGCGGUAUGGAAACCACUAGCGUACAAACCACGCGUCCAGAAUCAGCCAACAGAUGGCUUUAUGAUGGGUUUGGAAGCACGAGAAGGAACUGCAAAAUCCAAUGACAUGAAUUUCAGCAAGCAAGGCAACUUGAAUGAGGGUUUGGUGUUCUGGCAGGGUCGAUGUCGUUGCUUAAAGGACUAUGGGCCUGGUAUUGAGAGAAGAUUGCAGAGGUGUUUGAAGUGGACAAGUCAGGAUAAAAUGCCUACCACAUGAGGAGGCGGGAAUGCCAUGUCCAGUAGAGCAGUGUCGAAACAGUUUUGGCUUGGGACAGAGGAUGCGUUGGCUGGGUAUACAUGAGCCUUGUCCGUGUCCUCGCUCUGGCUACUGCCAGGUGCAAAAGUAUACAAAUGUACAUCUGUGUGAGGUUAUAUGUCCAUUGCCCAG